Paramecium tetraurelia is the source of this 1956-nucleotide messenger RNA. RefSeq lists its product as uncharacterized. Gene Ontology annotation, molecular function: NAADP-sensitive calcium-release channel activity. The transcript has 2 exons. Gene Ontology annotation, cellular component: membrane. NCBI's taxonomy places the organism in Eukaryota, Ciliophora, Oligohymenophorea, Peniculida, Parameciidae. The record is from RefSeq and is a predicted model, not a curated record.
AUGUCAGAAGGAAUUUAUACAGAGACUUUGAAGGAUAAGUUUACUCUAUCUCCAUUUGAAAAGUACUCUAAAUACGGCAGAUUUCCCUUUAAGUUUCUAAUCUCUUGUACAUUAGUUUUCCUAACCACUUUACAAGUGAUAUUGAUCUCUGAACAUUACACAUAUAAUAAUUCAGGACAAAUAAUUUAAUUUGUGGCAUUAUUUUUGAAUGCGGAUGAACCUAUGAAUAAUAAAAUUACUUUACUUACAAUCGAUGACUUUUAGGAUUCCUUGAAUAAUACUCUCAAUAAUCUGGCCAAUAUUGAUGAUAUCACAGUUUAGGAUACUAAAAUUUUAGGUAAUACCUUCUUUUAGAUCAAUUAUAAUUAUCCUUUUGAAGCAUACAGAAUUGAUUAUCCUUUUAUGCGAAAUGUUACUUUGGGUAAACCAUUACUCGACCCAUUUGACUUAGAAGAUGAUGAUCAAAUACGUGAUUUUUGGACUAAUGCUUAUGAAUUAACACUGACUGUGAACUAAAUCAAAGUAGAAUCAUAAUAGCGAUCUGCUUGUUGGGAUCUCUAGAUUACAUAUUAAUUCAUUAAUUAUGGCUAUAUUGAUGCCACCAUUACUACAAUAGGGGGGAUUUGUGCAGAAAACAGAGAAGAAGGACAUGGAUCUGCAUUCAAUAGUGCUGCUGUUAGAAUAGAUAAUAUGUUGUUGUAAUUGAGUAUAAUUUUAUUGGCAUUUAUUGAUGUUUGUUUGGGAGUCAAAUAUAUUUAUGAAGUUAUUGAAAUGUACACAAAUAACAUUUCAAAAUUGAAGAAAAAAAGAAAGUUCAAAGUUCCUGAAUACAAAUUAUAUAAAAAUCAGAAUCUCACAACAUUAAAGAUCAUCUUAACUGAAUAAAAGCCUUGGGAGUAAUUGACAAUAAAGGAAAAGCUAUUGUUUUUUGAUCUAUUUUUACCCAUUAGAAUCUUAGGGAAUAUCAUUUAACUAAUAUCAGCUGGUAUACUAAUAUCUGAGACUUUCAUAAGAGUUGAUGGUUUGUCUUAAUAUGAUGAGUUGAUGGCUGGAUUGGGUUGCUUUUUCGCAUGGUUUUCAAUAGUGAAAUACUUGGAUUACUAUGAAGAAUUGCAUUUAAUUGCAUCAGUAUUAGAGUCAUCUAUUUUACCAGUGUGUAUGGCUAUUUUAAAUUUCUUACCAGUCUUUUUAGGCUAUGCUCUGUUGGGUAUGUGUUUGUUUAGCGAUUCUCAUUAGUUUGUGAGUUUAUCGUCUUCAAUAAAUGCUCUAUUUUCAUUGAUUUAUGGAGAUUCAAUAUCUGAUGUGGCUAGAGAUAGUUCUAGAGGGGUUAGCUUAGAAUUGUCAUUGAUUUACAUAGUCACUUAUAUUUUAUUGUUCUUAUUUGCUGUGCACAACAUUAUGGUGGCUUUGAUAAAGGAGUAGUUGGAAAUUCGUAAGGAUUUGAUAUUCCAGGAGAAGGAGUUGAUGAAUCAAUUGGACAUGAGUAACAACUAUUAGUAUUAAAUGUAUUUGAUGAAACAGACAACUAUGAUGAAUCGUAGUGUAAUGAAGGAUGAUUUUGGUUCAAUGAUGCAAUCUUAAAGUGGGAAUAAUCAAUAACAAUAGAUGAACAAGUAGAUCUCUUUGAAAUCGAUAACGAAGUUGGCGAUGUUGCAUAAACAGAAGUCAGCUGAUGUUUCUAAAUAGGAGAUGGAGAACAAUUGGAAGCAAAUUUGUAAAGAGGAGAUGUAAAACCAUUAUAUUUAUAAUAUAUUGAUAUCAACAAUAGCUGAGACUAAGAAUAUUUUGAGCAAUGUGGAAUUGGAGUUGUGGAAUGAUAUUGAUUCUAGUCCAUUUACUGUGAUUGAUAAGAAGGAGAUAAUCACACUGUAUUGUUCCUAGUUGAUUAAGAAACAUCAGAAAAUGAGGAAUAUCUUUAAUAAAACAAAGUAAAUAAGCUAAAAUUUGAAACAAUGA